Messenger RNA from Calidris pugnax (ruff), 1971 nucleotides. RefSeq names its product BCL2 associated athanogene 4 (gene BAG4). The transcript has 3 exons. NCBI's taxonomy places the organism in Eukaryota, Metazoa, Chordata, Aves, Charadriiformes, Scolopacidae. Bases 21 to 995 code for a protein of 324 amino acids. Gene Ontology annotation, molecular function: adenyl-nucleotide exchange factor activity; protein-folding chaperone binding. Gene Ontology annotation, biological process: protein stabilization. Gene Ontology annotation, cellular component: cytoplasm; membrane; cytosol. The record is from RefSeq and is a predicted model, not a curated record.
UCUUCCCUCCUCUCCAGGCGAUGGAUUCUCCCUACGCCAACGGAGCCUACAGCCCCCCGUACCCCCCGGCGGCGGGUGCUGCCCCACACUACGCCGUCCCCCCGCAGACACGGGGGUACUACUGCUCCAGGGCCCCACGCACCUCCUACCCCACCGACUCCACGGGCAUCUACCGGCCCCCCUCGCCCGCUCCCCCCUGGAGCUACGUCCCCCCGGACGGCCCCGUCGAGGGCUCCUCUCUCCGCAGGCAGCAGGUUCCCGGCUACUCCCCGCCGCAGACCCCAGGCAUGCCCAUCCCGCAGUAUCCGUACGGAGACAAUCCCGGGGUGACGCCGCAGGGGCCUCCGCCACAGCCCAGAGCCCCGGAGGACUCGUGGGGUCCCCCCAUCUAUGGGGUGCAGCCCCGUUAUGCCUGGCCCGCUGCCCCCACCCUCGGGAGCCCCUUCGUCUCCGAAUCGCAUCCACCCUGGACCGGCAGUGGAGCUGCUCCCCACCCUCCCACGUGGGACUCAAAGGACAGCGCUUACGACAGCCCCGAGCAAAGCCCAAACCAGCACCACUACUAUCCUGAUGUCCACCACCAGCACGCUGGGACAAUGAGUGACCCCAAGCCAGCCCCCCCCAACCCCCGGGUGCAGUACAGCGCCCAGCCCCACAUGUACGACACUGCCCCUCGGAAGCCCUCGACCAACAGCCGGGGGGCUGGUUUUAAACCCAACGACCAGCCAUCGACCAAUUCUGGAGCCAUCCAGCCCGAGAUCCAGCGAAUCCUCCAGGUGGUGGGAGAGGCUGAGCAGCUGGAGCAAGAGGUGGAUGAAUUUGUAGGAAAAAAGACAGAUAAAUCCUACCGGCUCCUGGAGGAGAUGUUGACCAAGCUGCUGCUGGAACUGGAUUCCAUCGAGACUGGUGGCCAGGACAGUGUUCGGCAGGCCAGGAAAGAGUCCGUCCACAGAAUUCAGGCCAUACUGGAAAAACUGGAAAGAAAGGGAUUGUGAAAGCACAUCAGCCACAACACACAGGCCGUUGUUGAGGCUCCAAAGAGUUUUAGUUCUGUUAAAUCUCAGCUCUUUCUGCUACGCACUAUUGACAAUGGAAUAGCAAUAAGCCCCGACUUAAACACACAAAUAAAACCACCAACCGACCCCCCCCCCGCCAGCCCAGCCCCAACCAACAACCUGGCAACGGACAAAUGAAAGGUCUGAAGCAGCAAACUGUGAAUUGUUUGUCUGUUCCAGGCUCUGGAGAGGCAGAGCCACCCCAGGUGCUUACGCUGUCGAGGACUCUGUGGGCAUCUGCGGGAAGAAACCCAAUGUACAGAGUUCCCCAGACCCACCCCUGAUCUCUAGGUGCUUCCUGCAGCCCCAGCAGUUCCUCACGCAGCCGGAACCCUUGUCAGAUGUGGUCACAGCCGUCCUGCAACGAGCAGCCACACACCGAGAGCCUGGGCUCGUCGGUCACCACCUGUGUUUCCAGCUUCAGCUUCCUCACCAUAAAACCUUGUGUGCCGUGGUGGGGUUUGGCUUGGUUCUAGUGCCCUGAAGCAGAAAGGGACCACGCUGGCCACCCGAGCAGGUGUCAUGUCGUGCUGUUCCUCCUGUGUCACCAAGAGCUGGUCCCUGGUUUCCCCCGUGGACACAGGAACAGCCCGGAGAUCUCCAUUCUGCCCCUGGAGAGGUACAAGCAGAGGAACAAUGUCAGAGCAGAGUGACCUGAAAUGGCAGGAUGCUUGGAAAUGCUUCCAGGUCACUUGGGUAACAAAAAAAAAAUCCACUUUUUAAUUGUAAGGUCCUUCCACGUACUGCAUUUUUGUAUCCCACUGUGACACCACCCUGGUGGCACCCAGCACCGCGGAGGGGACGGGAACGGCUCGGCCCAAUCUUAACCUCCUGGUUACAACAUGUGAAGUGACUCGUGACCGUGUGUGACGAGACAAUAAACCCUGACAGCUUUUAAAUGUUAUUUUGUAAUUAA